GAAUAACAUGUCCAAAACCACAAAUUUCACAAAUAUAAUUUCUUUGUUUUUUUAAACUGAAUGAAACUAAGGAUGUUGUAUUCAGACAGAGUCCAACCUUAAACACUAAUAAACAAAUACUCUAAAAAAUAAAAGUUCAACCCUAAACCCAUGUUCACUAUUUUUCCUCCUUAACACACAAAUUGUUAGCAGAGGAAGAAAAUGGGUGAGGCAGAGGAGAUGGAGAUAGAACAACAAUCAUUACCCGACAACACUACUAAGCGUUUUGGUAUCAGAAACUCCAUUCAGACAAACUUCAACGAUGAUUACGUUUUCCAAAUCGUUCCCAAGAAUGACUGGACAUCAAUGGCGGUAUCACUCUCAACCAAUGCAAUUAAGUUGUACUCUUUAGCUACAGGACAGUACAUUGGUGAAUGUAAUGGUCAUUCUUCGACCAUUAAUCAAAUUUCCUUCUCGGAUCCUUCAUCGCCACACGUCCUGCAUUCUUGUUCUUCCGAUGGAACUCUCCGAGCUUGGGAUACUAGGUCCUUUCAACAGGUUUUCUCCUUAAGUGGUGGCCCUUCUCAAAAGAUAUUUAGUUUCUCCUCUGGUGGAGCUAAUCACAAUCUGCUUGCUGCCGGGUGUAAUUCUCAGAUACUCUUUUGGGAUUGUAGGACCAAGCAUCAGGUUGCGUGCUUGGAGGAAUCUCAUACGGAAGAUGUUACUCAGGUGCACUUUAUUCCAGGCUAUGAUGAUAGACUCAUUUCCGCAUCGGUUGAUGGAUUGAUGUGUUUAUUUGAUACUGGUGGAGACAUCAAUGAUGAUGAUCAACUGGUAUCAGUAUUCAAUGUGGGAACCUCUAUUGGAAAAGUGGGAUUUCUUGGGGAGAAGAAUCAGAAGCUUUGGUGUUUGACACACAUCGAAACUUUAAGUGUCUGGGACUGGAAAGAAGAAAGAACCGAGGCCAGUUUUGAGGAUGCUAGAUCCUUGGCCUCUAAGAGCUGGAUGGCAGACAGUGUUGACUAUUUUGUUGAUUGCCACUAUUCAGUGGAGGAAGACCGUUUCUGGGUCAUUGGUGGGACGAAUGGUGGUUCCUUGGGCUACUUCCCUGUAAAUUAUAAGGAGACGCGAGCCAUUGGUCCUCCAGAAGCAGUUCUGUGUGGCGGACAUGAAGGCAUCAUUAGGAGUGUCUUGUCUGGGGUACCAGGUGAGACCAUGGAUAACCAUGGUAUCUUUGGCUGGACUGGUGGUGAAGAUGGUCGGCUUUGUUGCUGGUUGUCUGAUGGUUCUGGUACAAGCCAAUCAUGGAUCUCAACUCCUGCUCUGAAAUCAGAGAAGGCCCGCAGAAAGAGCAGACAUUCUCCGUAUUAACAAUUUUUCCUUUGGAUGGAAGUUUAUGUUGUAUAUUAGUUGUCUUAUUUAAGUGUUGUCUAAAUUCAUUGGUCGGACUGGCUUCAUUUAAAAUGCUUUCUUUCUUGGUUACUUCGUUUUUCUUGCUUGAGCUCGUAUAAGAUUGUGAGGGCUCACAAGAGCUGAGUGUAAUACUAAAUUCUUGAAAUACCCUAAUGGAGGCCGGUGUGUAAAUGCGAUUAUUGACAGGCUGACAAUAACCGUGAAGAUGAUUAAUCUCUUAUUAAA
Messenger RNA from Capsicum annuum, 1617 nucleotides. Its product is annotated as WD repeat-containing protein GTS1. Gene Ontology annotation, molecular function: protein binding. Lineage: Eukaryota; Viridiplantae; Streptophyta; Magnoliopsida; Solanales; Solanaceae. The record is from RefSeq and is a predicted model, not a curated record. The transcript has 8 exons. Bases 202 to 1350 code for a protein of 382 amino acids.